UUAUCAUUAGCGACAGCACGUAAGAUAGCAGAACUCCUCAGACCCAAGGGUUGCACCCGAAACGACUGGUCGAUUUUGAAGCACCUCACACUCUUACCAAUGACAACAUCGGAUCAACAACCAAAAACCAAGACAAUGGUUCUACUUUUGGUCAUAAUCUACAUGGCCGUGUUAAUCAUGGUGGCCAUAGGAAUGGGUCUCCUUGUGAUGGGCAGAUCCUUCGGCGCCGUCGCCACCUUCGUUGCUCUGGGGCUCGUGUCUUUCGCGUUAGUCUCGGCCUUGCAGCUCCGGUCGUGGCUCCUAACGUCAUACGGCUCCCCCCCUCCCACCCCGAGCGCCCUCGACCCCCCGCCGGCCUACAGAGCGUCCUGGCGGCGUUCGUUUAGGCGGUACCUCGACACCCGUAGAUCCAGGAAUGCGCAGAAUCGAACGCCGUCGGUGGGCGUGGGCGUAAGGGGCGAUGAGGCGGACGGGCGUGUUGUCCUCUCCGUUUCUAAUAAGGACGAAGAAAAUCCGCCUUCCUACGAGGAGGCUUUGAGGAACAGUGUUGAAAAUCUUUCUUGACGUAUUAGGAAAUGUCCGCGUAAAAAACUUAUUUAUUAAUUGCUUUUAUUUAUAAUAAGUAUCUGGAUUUGCUUGUAUAUGUCACUUUUGAUUCCUUUUGCCUGUGUGCCUUGUAUUUUCUAAGUGUAUUUCUUACAAACAGAAGCAAAUAAAUGUAUAUAUUCCUAAAA
Molecule: messenger RNA, 734 nt
Organism: Penaeus monodon (black tiger shrimp)
Lineage: Eukaryota; Metazoa; Arthropoda; Malacostraca; Decapoda; Penaeidae
Exons: 4
Coding region: 100-564 (154 amino acids)
Source: RefSeq, a predicted model, not a curated record